This is a messenger RNA of Blastomyces gilchristii SLH14081, 5010 nucleotides long. RefSeq names its product p-type copper ATPase. Gene Ontology annotation, cellular component: membrane. Gene Ontology annotation, molecular function: ATP hydrolysis activity; metal ion binding; ATPase-coupled monoatomic cation transmembrane transporter activity. The transcript is spliced from 3 exons. Lineage: Eukaryota; Fungi; Ascomycota; Eurotiomycetes; Onygenales; Ajellomycetaceae. The coding region runs from base 929 to 4690 and encodes 1253 amino acids. The record is from RefSeq and is a predicted model, not a curated record. Gene Ontology annotation, biological process: monoatomic cation transport.
AAAUAUAUCCCAGGGCGCCGGAUUUGAGAGAUGGUUACAUCAUUGAUUUUUAUACAAGGAUGGUUGAUUCUUCAUUAUUCUCGGAGAAGCUAGCAAGCAGGGUUAUAUUAGUUACAUGUGUGGCUACACUAUUUUAGACAAAUAUUUGUCACGGAUAUGUAUUGUCAUUGGUGGGCUAGCAAUCUCGCUAACGCCAUUAACCUACUCUACUAUGCGUACAAACCAUUAAGCUAACUGCAUAUCAGUAGCGAUCAGUCAAGAAAACUUCCCGAGUCAACGUCUCGUACUCUGUCUGGUGGCAAUCGAACGGCAAUAAUGUUCCGCGAAGUGUGGCCCUGCACGCUGCGCAGCACAAAUGACGCCAGCUCACUCGCAAGAAGUGUGUAUAACGGGGGGGCGGGGGGGGUGUGGUCGGCUCUGACCUCUGUCCUGCCCUCCAUUAUCUAUUCACAUCUGUUCUGCUAAAGGAUGUUCCUCCAAAGGACGGGACGAAAGAAGAUGAAGCCAAUGACUCUUGAUCUUGAUCCCUUUCCCAUGACUCCCGUCAGAGCGGAUAGAAAGCUCGCUUUACCCCAGACCGUUUCCGGCCCAGCCUGGUUGAUCGUGCAUGAACCGCUCGCUGCACGAAAGCCAGACUAGUGUGAAGGUGCAUUUGCAAGUUUGUUUUCAUACAAAAAAUAAAAUAAAAUAAAAAAUGCAAGAGAUCUAUGAGCUCAACAGUUCGGACUUAUUAUAUUGACGCGCUUCAAAACUUCACGUCGCGUCUUGAGCUAGCUAUUUAUUUAUAUAGAAUAAUAUAAAUAAAUAAAUACAUUCCCCAAAAGAGCUCCCAAACUCUGGAGUUUUACCUUCAAAACUCUUUUAUUUUGCCAGUGUGGAAUCCCGAAGUACAUGUUGUUCAGCUACAGUUACAGCUACACCGACAACUAUGUCGGCUGCGGAUGAAAGAAUUGAUCCAGACGAUAGUUCCUCUGUCUACUCGCGGACUCCAUCUGUCGAGAAACCCGACGAUAAGGAAUCGCAUUGCCCUCGGGUUUCUAUAGUGUCUAUGAAUAAGGAAGAUGGUGUAGACAAGACCCGCCCACCUACCCCGGGCGGCUUAUGUUACGAGCCCCUCGUCAGCGAGCAAGGUGUGAUUGACGACCCUGGUGAGGAGAAGGCUACCGACAACAGCGAAAAAGGAAAGGGAAAAAGGAUAUCCUGCUGCAGGAAGGAGGGAACAUGUUGCAGGUUCAAAACGCCACCUCCUCGCCGUCUAUCCUCGCCGAUAACCGAAUUUGAGAAUGGGUUGGAGUCGUGUUGCUCAGGGCGGGCUACCGUCUGGCCGUCUUAUUCAAUAAAAGUGCCCCCUCCCUCCAUCGCUGAGGAGAAUCCGUGCUGCAGAGGAGGUGGAGACUGCGAUUCUUUAGACGAAUGUCUUGUCGAGUACGCCACACGUCUAUGUUCGAUGGACGACCAGCAUAGCGAAGACACCGCAAGCCUCCCGCUAGGAGAGAAUUGUUGUGUGCGCGAAGAAUAUCGGGAGGAGAGUCUUACUCUGCCCAGAGAGUGCAGGAGGUACUCCGCGAUGCUCCUUCCCGAAAACGCUGAGCUCCCGCCUCGACGUCUCGGCCACAUUCUCAGCCGCCAACGUGCGCGGAAGCCAUGUACGAGACACUUGAGAAUGGCUUCAGAACAUCUUUCAGAUAAAGGACCUAGGGGGGAGGAGAGUGUUUUCUCAACCUUCUCUGGAUCUGUUAAAGCUGGGGAGGCUUCCUUCGUUUCCCGCAUCAGCAACAUCGUCCACAGAUGCCUCUACAGUGUACCCCGCCGUCUCGUGUUUCCUGACGACAAAUCUUGCUGUAGAGUGAGCCGCGAACGCAAGCAAAGUCUUCUUCUUCAAAAUGGCUGCAAAUCCACCUUGAUUUCCUCCAAACCUUCAGCGGACAAAGUCGAUGCCGCGACGACGAAUACUGCUAAGCCGACUCCCGAAAUUGAUAUCGAGAAGGGCAAUGUCGACAAAGUGUAUGUUCUUUCACUCGGUGUGUUCGGGAUGACAUGUACGGGAUGCGAAUCCAAACUGCGGAAUCUGUUGAAUUCGUACACUGGUGUCAGCGAAGUGCGUACCAGCUUUAUGUUGAACCGCGCAGACCUGGUAUACGACUCGUCCAUAGUUAGUGAUCCAGCAGAGAUCACCUCAAGAAUCAAGAAAGUCACCGGCUUCACAUGCACAAUCCUUAGGACAGGGCUUGCCGCCACAUAUGUCUCCGGAGAGCGCGUCCACAUCAGAAAUCUCGAUUUAAAGGGCCUAGACAUCAUCCAACAGAUAGAUGGGGUUAGCCAUGUCGUACCCCUUCGCGAUGGGACGUAUGAAGUUUUCUAUAACCCCCAGACUACUGGGAUCAGGGAUAUGCUUGAUGCGGCAAAUGCCUCCACCAAAACAUCCAGCAGAGGCCAUGCGGAACUAGCUACCGACAGCUCCUCUGAAGGUAUUGCUCACGCUAUUGCAAACUCACACUGGUACUGGCUAGUUGGGCGCACUGUGGUGGCCGCAAUGUUUACGAUCCCAGUGCUCGUGUUUGCAUGGGCACCAUUUGCUAGAUAUGCCCCUUUCCCGAAACAAACCUCGUUCAUAUCCUCGGCCUUUGCACUUGCAACCGUCGUACAACUUCUCGCAAUCCCGAUAUAUAUGCAUGCAUUUCGGUCGUUGAUAUACCGGAGGGAAAUAGAUAUGGAUGUUCUGGUUGUCUUGUCCAUUACGAGCGCUUAUAUUUACUCUGUGGUAUCAUAUGCGUUCGAGAUGCGAUUUUCGACAGACAAGACAGUGCUGGGUCACCCUAUUUUCGAGACCAGCUCGUUGCUGAUCACUUUGAUUCUCUUAGGCAGACUGAUGGCUGCAUGGGUUAGGAGAAAUGCUCAGAAUGCUAUCAAACUAGGCACAUCACAACCAAAAUCUGCCUGUCUUGUUAAAAAGGCGUCCCCCAAUACCAAUAAGAGUUUCCGUGCCAGCACCUUUUUGGACUCGGGCGACUUCCAACCCGAUUCUGUCGAUAGCUCACUCCUUCAUUACGGAGAUAUCAUUCAAGGGAAGGCCUCCGAAAUUAUUGUCACUGAUGGUAUCGUUGUUAGCGGCAGCGCGGAAAUAGACGAGUCGCACAUUACUGGAGAACAUGAACCAGUUGUUCGUUCCAGGAAGGCAUAUGUCUAUGCAGGAUCGACUAUCAUCAAUGGCCAGAUAAAUUACCGAGUAACGAGGCUCGUGUCAGAAAAUACCCUCAGCAUCGUCAGACGGCUCGUCUCUACGGCGGCAUCAUCAAGAACGAAGGCACUAGAGAGAGCAGAUUUAGCUGCCUCAUACCUGACCCCCAUAAUCCUCGCUGUUGCGUGUAUUGCAUUCCUCAUUUGGGUUCUUGUCAACCGCUUCGUCAGGAAUUGGGAUGAUGCAAAAUCGUCAGUCAACGCUCUUACGCAUGCCAUUGCGAUCCUAGCUAUCAGCUGCCCUUGUGCGUUAGCACUGGCAGUCCCAAUGGUUCUAACUGUUGCCAGCACGGUAGGAGCCAGAAAGGGCGUCCUAUUCAAGACGGGAGCUGCUCUCGAAGUUGGGUGCAACAUCAGCCAUGUUGUUUUCGAUAAAACAGGAACCUUGACAUCGGGCGAGCUGGCUGUCCUUUGCGAAACACUUCUUUGCAAAGAAUCAGGUAAAACCUGCCAGGAAAUAAGCAGAGUGGCAUUGAUGAUUACAAGGGGGAAUCGCCAUCCCGUCUCCCUGGCAAUCACACAAUAUCUAGCUGGCAACGGCGCCCAAACAACCAGCACCCUUCCUCCCGAAGUAGACUCCAAGAUAGUAAUCGGCAAGGGCAUCGAAAUAACCACCGACAAAGGCACAACAAUAAAAGGCGGCAGCCCCUCCUGGCUCGGCGUCGAAUCUCACCCCAAAGUCAAAGACCUCCUCGAAGCAUCCCUGACCACAUUCUGCGUGGUACAAAACGACACCCUCCUCGCCGUCUUUGGCCUCACCAGCACCAUUCGCCCCGAAGCCGUGGCCGUCCUCAAACGACUACAUAGCAUGAACAUAACCACCCACCUACUCUCAGGCGAUAACCCCCUCGCCGUCCGCGCCGUCGCCACAGUCCUAAACUUCGACACAGACAACGUCCGCAGCCUCUGCCAACCCGAAAGCAAAGCAGAAUACAUCCGCAAGCUGCAGAUGGCUCCGAUACCUACCCUCUCCCUCUCUGCCUCCACCACCCCCACCACCUCUCUCUUCCGCCUCCGAUCCCUCCCUUCCCCCCCGAAAGAAAAGGUCCUCUUCAUCGGUGACGGCACCAAUGACGCCCCCGCCCUCUCCCAAGCCGACCUAGGAAUCUGCAUGACAAACGCAACCGACAUCGCCGCCGACGCCGCCGACGUCGGCAUCCUCUCCGGCUCCCUAGCCGGCCUGCUGACCUUCCUAGACCUCUCGCGGCAAGCGACACGGCGCAUCCGGCUCAACAUCGCGUGGGCGGUGGUGUACAAUGUGUUUGCGGUGCUAUUUGCGGGCGGUGCGUUUGAGGCGGUUGGGUUUCGGAUUGAGCCGAGCUAUGCGGGUCUAGGGGAAGUGGUUAGUCUAUUGCCGGUUGUGGUGGUUAGUUUGAGUUUGGGGGUGGGGGUGGGGGUGUCAUGGGCGUGGCCGUGGUCGUGGUCUGGUUUGAGGGCGGACACGUUGAUAUAGGAUGGAUGUGGGUGGAUGGGGCGAAAGGGAGAAAGAGGGGGUUUGUCGUCACACGUCCCACUCCACCCCCUUUCUACUCUCCUGGUAUUCACGCUAUUCAUUCUCUCUCUCUUUCCUUUUCUUUUUCCUUUGCUACCUGUGGAUACGGGGUCUUCCAUGUAUGGGAUCAUGGAUGGGUUGGUUAAUUAAUCUAAUAUUUCGGUUUUGCUGUACUGAAGGAUGUUGGCCGCAUUGCAAAGCUAGUUCACUUUGAUACCUUACCUUAGCUCCCUUUAUUAUUAACUAUAUAUUAAUAAUGUCACCAACGACAGUCGUUCUGC